Molecule: messenger RNA, 1232 nt
Organism: Magnolia sinica
Lineage: Eukaryota; Viridiplantae; Streptophyta; Magnoliopsida; Magnoliales; Magnoliaceae
Product: fasciclin-like arabinogalactan protein 21
Exons: 1
Coding region: 1-1065 (354 amino acids)
Source: RefSeq, a predicted model, not a curated record
AUGCCUUUCCCUUCCUGCUCUUCUUGCGUCCAUGCCAUCACCUACACCGUCCUCUCGAUCACUCUCGCAGUCUUUGCAAUCUGCUCAGCCUCUCAAUCCCACAAGACCCAAAUCCCCGUUUCCCCAGCCGACGACCACUCAUCGUUGCCGGCCCAAAAUCCAUCCACCAAUGCCAUGGAGGCCCUACAGAAAUUGGGCUACAAUAUCUCGGCCACCCUCCUCCAGCUCCCCUCUGAGCACUUCCUUCCACCCUCCCAAGGGACCCUCUUCCCCAUCGUCGACCGUGCAAUCUCUAACAUCUCCCUCCCACCCCAAUUCACGACAGAUUUUCUCCAUUACCACACCUCCCCUAAAAAACUCACCUUCCAAGAUCUCCUACUGCGCCCCCUCAACAGCUGCAUCCCAACCCUUCUCCACCAAAAGAAUCUCAUGAUCACGAAAAUCAACCAAGAAGAAAGAAUGGUGGAGAUCAAUCAGGUCCCAAUAUCUCAUCCGGAUAUCUACACUGACAGCCAUUACACGAUCCACGGCAUUCUUGCGCCGUUCUACUCCCCCAAGCCCGCUGAUUUCCUGAUUAGCAAUGAUCUGAUACCGUCACCGACGUGCAACGAGAAUGCUGGCCUGAUUGCGAAUCCUGAUGGUGAAAGAAAUGCAGUCCCAUGGCCUCAGAUCAUCCGGCUGCUUGGCUUGAAUGGAUUCACCUCAUUUUCAAUUGGAUUGCAAUUGGUUCUUGAUGGGAUUCUUCAAGAUUUUGGGAAUUUGAGUUCAGUUACGAUCUUCGCUCCACGGGAUUACGGGUUUUCCUACAUCCCUUCGCCAUCGCCGUUGCUUGAAAAGGCCAUUAGACUUCAUAUCUUGCCUCAGAAAAUGUCUUACAGCAGAUUGGCUCAGAUGCCCAAUAAAGAAUUUCUUCCGACGCUGAUUCCCCGUCGGGAUCUCCAAAUAACCAACACCGUUGAUUUUGCUGAGAUUCUUUCGAUCAACAGAGUGGAGGUUACAGAACCAGAUAUCUUCUCAACGAAGAUGUUUGUGAUUCAUGGAGUUUCAUGGGCCUUUGAGUUUUGAAGAUUCCUUCAUGAUUCGGAUCUCACGGAUUGCAAAUUGACGAGUUCCUUUGAUUUUUCUACUGUUCUUGAGCUCAUGUUUCUGUGAUUUUCAAGUGCAUGGGUGUAAUUCUGUAAUCUUGAAAGUUUUGGGUUUUUUGCUUUGUGUAGAUGGAUUAAGUUGGAAAA